UCAUGUGCAUGCAUUCUGUGCUGAUCGGGGGCCAACCACAGAAGCAACUUCUGGAGAUAGCCCAUGACAUGAAAAUGACAGAUGGCACAUAUGUGUUUAUCCCGUACGACACUCUCUACUAUAGCUUACCUUAUGAUAAGAUACCAUAUGAGAUGCUAAGGCACAACUCCAAGCUCAGAGCUGCCUAUGAUGCAGUGCUCACUAUCACGGUGGAAUCAGAGAACAAAAACUUCUAUGAAGCCUUCCAGGAAGCCAAGGACAGUGGAGAGGUUGUUACCAAGGUGAAUCCCACACAGGUGUCUCCCUUAUUUGGAACCAUAUACAAUGCUAUCUAUUUUACUGCACACGCUAUGAAUAGCAGCAGGAGUCACCAUAACUGGGUCUCUGGCACCAGCCUAGUCAAGUAUUCUAAAAACAUGCAGUUUUAUGGGUUUAACCAGUGGAUAAGGACAGAUCUGGGCGGGAAUGGGUUCACUGGCUAUGUCAUUCUGGACACCGACAUAAAGACCUGCGAGCUUUAUCGGACAUAUUUUGUAGAUAUGGAAACAGAUAUGGUCAGAUACAUGGGAAGACCCAUUCACUUUCCAAACGGUGUCUCCCCAAAGUCAGACUCUUACUGCUGGUUCGCAAAUGGAAAAAUCUGCACUGGAGGUAUUGAUCCUGCCUUUGCUUUAAUGGUGUUUUUAUGCAUACUUGUUGCCAUCAUCUCCAUAAAUGGGCUUGCUUAUGUUAUAAGACGUCGCAUCAAUAAAAUAAAAUUAGUUAGAGGACCUAACAAAAUCCUAUUGACUCUGGAUGAUGUCACAUUUAUCAAUCCGCAAAUUAGCAUCAAGAAAAUGAGCGGUGAGGGCAGUCGCACUAGUGGCAGUGGACAGAUUAUAUCAGAUACCAAAAGUAUGAGGUCACCAAUGAGGUCUGGUUCCAUUAAGAGUUUGACGCCAGCUACCUAUGAGAAUUCCAACGUUGCUGUUUAUGAGGGUGAUUGGGUAUGGAUGAAGAAGUUCCCUUCUGGUGAUUUUGGAGACCUGAAGCCUGGAACAAGCGAUGUUUUUGAAAUGAUGAAGGACAUGCGUCAUGAAAAUGUCAACCCCUUCCUAGGGUUCUUCCAUGACUGCGGGGUCUUCGCCAUUGUCACAGAAUUUUGCUCCCGAGGGAGCUUGGAGGAUCUCCUCCGAAAUGAUGACGUAAAACUUGAUUGGAUGUUUAAAUCUUCCCUUCUGUUGGAUCUCAUUAAGGGCAUGAAAUAUAUGCACCACAGAAAGUUUGUCCAUGGUCGUCUCAAGUCUCGGAACUGUGUGGUAGAUGGGCGCUUUGUGCUGAAAGUGACCGAUUAUGGGUACAAUGAAGUUUUGCACACUCAAAGGAUUUCACAUGAAGACCUUACUGCACUUGAGUUACUGUGGACGUCACCAGAGUUACUGAGGGACCCACAUGCGGCGCUGCAUGGCUCUUUCUCCGGAGAUGUUUACAGCUUUUCCAUCAUUAUGCAGGAGGUAGUGGUGCGUGGACCGCCGUUUUGUACUUUGGAACAAUCUGCAGAAGAAAUCAUCCCAAAGAUUAAAAAGCCCCCUCCUUUGUGUCGCCCCGUGGUCUCUCCAGACCAUGCCCCCAUGGAAUGCAUUGUGCUGAUGAAACAGUGCUGGAAUGAGGACCCAGACAGACGUCCUACUUUUGAUGAAAUAUUUGAUCAGUUUAAAAAUAUCAAUAAAGGGAAGAAAACAAACAUUAUUGAUUCCAUGCUGCGCAUGUUGGAACAAUACUCGAGUAACCUGGAGGACUUAAUACGUGAGAGAACAGAGGAACUAGAGAUAGAAAAACAGAAAACAGAAAAGCUUUUAACUCAGAUGUUACCUCCAUCUGUUGCAGAAGCAUUAAAAAUGGGCUGCACAGUGGAACCAGAGUGGUUUGAUGAGGUUACCCUAUACUUCAGUGAUAUAGUGGGUUUUACUACCAUAUCAGCUAUGAGUGAGCCCAUUGAAGUGGUAGAUCUUCUCAAUGACUUAUACACAUUGUUUGAUGCUGUGAUAGGAAAUCAUGAUGUAUAUAAGGUAGAGACAAUAGGAGAUGCCUACAUGGUGGCAUCAGGCCUUCCCAAGAGGAAUGGUAAUAGGCAUGCAGCAGAGAUUGCUAACAUGUCUCUGGAUAUCCUCAGCUCAGUGGGAUCCUUCAAAAUGCGACACAUGCCUGAUGUCCCUGUAAGGAUCCGCAUAGGCCUCCAUUCAGGGUCUGUGGUUGCUGGCGUAGUGGGAUUAACAAUGCCAAGGUACUGCCUCUUUGGGGAUACAGUAAAUACUGCAUCCCGCAUGGAAUCUACAGGGUUACCCUAUCGAAUUCAUGUCAAUCAGAGCACUGUCAAAACACUUAGAUCUUUAAAUGAGGGAUAUCUUUUGGAAUUAAGAGGAAGGACAGAGCUGAAGGGUAAAGGUGUUGAAGAGACAUUCUGGCUGGUUGGAAAAGAAGGUUUUAGAAAACCGUUACCUGUCCCUCCAGUGACCAAGUCAGGGCAAGUGGGUCAUGGUUUUCUGCAGGAUGAGAUAACCGCUUUCAAACGAAGAAAAGCAGAAAAGCAACUUGCAAGGAAGAAUAUCUGAGCUUUUGCAGAUGCGGCUAGCUGAGAAAAGAACAGAGGAGCAGAUUCUAAGGCCCUGAUCUAAGGCUUAGUGGACAGCUAUCAAAAGCAUUCAGACUUUUGGCCAAUCAAGUAUCUUCAAUUCCACGUACCUGUACCCCCAUUUUGUAUGCCCAUCUUGUGAACACAAGAACCAAUGCCAGCUGCAUUUACAGUACUUUCCCGCAUGCUUCCUAAAUUCCCAAACUAAGAAGAUUUUAGGUUGGGAAAGAAAGUGUGAUUGUUAUUGUUCUAUUUCUGUGAAGGUUGAUCAGUUUCAAUGAUCCCAGAAACUAGAGAAUUGUUCCAAUUAACAACACGUAGACAAGCAUAUUCAGUUCUUAUAUUGAAGGGAUUAUUGAAGUACUGAAAGUCUGUCUGUCUCUUAUUUCAGUAAAUGUGUCCAUUAAAUUAAGAGAUAUAUUUGGCUUGGCAGAAUUUGUACAUACAGAACCAAGUGUACUCAUUGCAGUUUCAUCUCCAUUUAUGGCUGACAUAGCUGGACUGUUAAUGGGCAGUCUCAUGAUGGCAAAGUUCGCUGAGGGCAUGCCUAUCCAACUGCGGCUAUGUGUUCAGAUGGAUCUUUUGGAACUAGUUAGGGGGCAGGUUCAUCAUGAAGAUAUUUACAACUCCUCUUAUGGGCAAAUAUACUCAUUUAGUUCCAUGCAUGCAUUGUUGGAACAGCUACACCAGAUUUGCAUUCAACUCAACAUUAAGCAUAAGUAUAUGUGUUUUCAAGGGAUCAGACCCCAAAGAUGUGAGUACAGGAGAGACAUAACUACUGAGGAUAUUGCAAGUCAUAUGAAAUGUUGCAGGUCCAUCCAGUCAAAUGCUAGACCAGAUUCUAUAAACUUACAGACUCCUUCCCAUAGUCUACCACUGGCUGGAGUUGUGUAGGAAAAAUGCAGCACUAUUCAUCAACAGCUGACAAUUGACUAAUGAUGGUUGCAAAUGCUGCCUAAUUUACCCAGAUGUUUCCAUUAUUGUGCCGCAAUUUAUAUGUUAUUUUAUUAUGCUAACUAUUGUGUGAAUGAAUCAUUAUUGCGAUAUGUUAUAGAAUAAUAGGUUUGGUUGUGUUCUCUGGAGAAACUAUGAAUAUUUUUAGGAUGUCACAAUGUAUUUGUCAUCAUAAUAUUCUCAUUUAAAGAGGCAGUAAUAUGUUAUAAUAUAUAAAAGUAUUAAUCAAUAGUUAAGGUACAAUUCUAAUUAUUAUUAUUAUCCACAUAUGUUGUGCUACAUGUGAUGAUGCCUAAAGAUACACAGCAACACAGAACAGAAAGUUAGUGAGGUUCUUGUUAUAAAAAGUUGCUUUAUAAAAGUUUUUUCACUACUUAUACAGUAUUUCCUUGCUGUGAGGGGGAAUUUACUGUGAAUGGAUGUCACAGUCAAUAAAUCUCUAUAUGUACUGCUCUGUGAGUACUCAUGGAACUGACUUGAAAACCAGGACGGAACCUGCUUGUUACAGUUUGGUUCAUUUGGCAUGUGUAUGAGUGAUGGAGUGUGGUACUUAUAGUGACCUAUUAGACAUUGCGCCUAAUCUCAGACCUGAUCGCUAGGGUGAGUUUUUUGCAUCCCUGCCAUCAGGUAAUCGCCGCCUACAGGGGGAGGGUAUUACCUUUUUGCAGUUGUGGGAUCGCAUUCGUUGGCAGAGCUGCACAAAUAUAAGUUUCUUCAGUCUCCGCACUGCCCAGGACUUACUCAGCCGCUGCGAUGAUCGGGGCUGGAGCUUACGACGGAAACCCUCUUUCAAAAUGCCGGGUCGCGCCUGCGUUUUUACGGACACUCCCUGGAAACGGUCAGUUGCCACCCACAAACACCCUCUUCCUGUCAAACUCCUUGCGAUCAUCGGUGCAUUCCAGUAACGUGCAGUGAGGUCAGUAGCUGGGGAGGCACUGACUUAUUUGUUAACCUUCUCUGAAAGCUAUUGUUUCUUAGGCUCCAAGAAGCCAGUGUCAGUGUUACUCUGAACAGUAUCAGCUUGGCACAAUCACUGGGCAUUAAAUAUUGGUUAUUUAUGACAUAUAUUGGCAGAUACCAAAGAUCUGGACAUUUGAUGUUAGUAACAACUGUCAGCAUGAGAUAGAAGUCGGUUAGUAUGAUUAGAUGAUAGCUGCUUACAUGAUCAGAUUCAGAUGUCAUCCAACGACAUCUACCAUCCAUUCUAACUGAUAGCUGAUUGUAGAUUGGAAUUGGCUAGUUCUCCCAUGAGCAGAUAUUUUUCCCCCAAUAUCUUCAGUUUUCAAACAUUUGUAGUUACUGCACAGUUGAAAAAAUCCUAUCAAGUUCAAUAAAAAAAAAUGUAAAUAAUAUUGGAUUGACA
Messenger RNA from Pseudophryne corroboree (corroboree frog), 4928 nucleotides. It is a transcript of the gene GUCY2F, whose product is annotated as guanylate cyclase 2F, retinal. The transcript has 18 exons. Lineage: Eukaryota; Metazoa; Chordata; Amphibia; Anura; Myobatrachidae. Gene Ontology annotation, molecular function: adenylate cyclase activity; ATP binding; guanylate cyclase activity. Gene Ontology annotation, cellular component: plasma membrane. Gene Ontology annotation, biological process: cGMP biosynthetic process; intracellular signal transduction; receptor guanylyl cyclase signaling pathway. The record is from RefSeq and is a predicted model, not a curated record. The coding region runs from base 3 to 2591 and encodes 862 amino acids.